This is a messenger RNA of Trachemys scripta elegans, 1091 nucleotides long. RefSeq names its product tyrosine-protein kinase JAK3-like. The coding region runs from base 59 to 679 and encodes 206 amino acids. The transcript has 5 exons. NCBI's taxonomy places the organism in Eukaryota, Metazoa, Chordata, Testudines, Emydidae. The record is from RefSeq and is a predicted model, not a curated record. Gene Ontology annotation, biological process: cytokine-mediated signaling pathway; intracellular signal transduction; cell surface receptor signaling pathway via JAK-STAT. Gene Ontology annotation, molecular function: ATP binding; cytokine receptor binding; non-membrane spanning protein tyrosine kinase activity. Gene Ontology annotation, cellular component: cytosol.
AGGACUGGCCGUGACGUCCUUUCUGCACCCGCCAGGGCGGAGGAGCCUGAGGCUCGUCAUGGAGUAUCUGCCCAAAGGCUGCCUGAGGGAGUAUCUGCAGAAGAACCAGGAGCGCCUGGACCACAAGCGGCUGCUGCUGUACGCGUGGCAGAUAUGUAAGGGCAUGGAGUACCUGGGAUCCCAGCGCUACGUUCACAGAGACUUGGCCAGCAGGAACAUCCUGGUGGAGAACGAGACCCACGUGAAGAUCGGGGACUUCGGCCUGGCCAAGCUGCUCCCCCAGGACAAGGAGUACUACGUGGUGCGGGAGCCGGGACAGAGCCCCGUGUUCUGGUACGCGCCUGAGUCCCUGUCGGAUAACGUGUUCUCCCGCGAGUCCGACGUCUGGAGCUUUGGAGUCGUCCUUUACGAGCUCUUCACGUACAGCAACAGAAGCCAAAGCCCCUCCGAGGAAUUUCUCCGCAUGAUGGGACUCGACAAGCCCAUGCCGAUUAUUUGCCACCUGCUGGAGCUGCUGAAGGACGACAGGCGGCUCCCUGCGCCCCCCGGCUGCCCCGCCGAGGUGCACGGCUUGAUGCUGAGCUGCUGGGCCUUCAGCCAGAGCAAGAGGCCCAAAUUCAGCGAGCUGGGGCCGAAGCUCGAGGCGCUGCGCGACAGCCGGAGCAAGGUCCGAGGCUAGCAGGACCGGGGGAGGGGCGGCCCAGGGGCCCCCCCGCUCCCGUCUGGACUUGUCACCACCCCUCGCCCCUGAGAGGCGAGACCCGGCCACGCACGCCUGGGGCGCCGCUGACUGCGGGGUCAUGAGCUGCGCAGGGUCCCACGCACGGGCCCAUGCUGUGAAACUGCAGGGACUGAACCCGGGGGAGGGCCCUCGCCCCCAGAGAAGAGGACGGCGGGACACACAGGGGGCUUGACGAGGGCUCUGGCAGCCCAGGCUCCGGGGCUAAGCCAGACGCAUGCUCGAGGCAGGGCAGCAAAGGGUCCCGGGUUUGCUGCCGAGGUCUCUGAUCCCGCCAAGGCUCCUGUGGAGACACGUUCCUCCUCCGCAGCUUGGCAGGCUGGGGGCCGGGACCAGACUGCCAGCCCCAGAG